Molecule: messenger RNA, 2669 nt
Organism: Phragmites australis (common reed)
Lineage: Eukaryota; Viridiplantae; Streptophyta; Magnoliopsida; Poales; Poaceae
Product: putative serine/threonine-protein kinase-like protein CCR3
Exons: 1
Coding region: 138-2564 (808 amino acids)
Biological process (GO): protein phosphorylation
Molecular function (GO): protein serine/threonine kinase activity; ATP binding
Source: RefSeq, a predicted model, not a curated record
UUUCCUUUACCUUUUCCGCGCGCUUUUUAUUUUAAUGGGCACGGCAGCCUCUCGCUCCCUCCCCCGUCUCCGACUCCGCGCCACGCGCCGCCCGACACUUCGCAGAUGACGGCCGCCGCCGCCGACGUCUCCAUCCAAUGACCCCUCUGCCCCUCCUCCUGCUCGUCCUCCUCAUUGGUGCCGCGCCCGCCCCCGCCUCCGCCUCCACGCUCGCUGUCUCGGGCGGCGCCUCGCCCACCGUCUGCGGCGUCGCGGCCGUCAACGGCACCGUCUACUGCGAGCCGCUCUCGGGGGCGGCGAACUCCUCGGCCUCCGCCGUCGCUCCGUACAUCGCCUUCGCGGAGGUCUCGGCCGGGCGGGGCUUCGUCUGCGGGCUCCGGGCCGGGGGCGCCGCGCUCUUCUGCUGGCCGCCGGCCGCACCGGGGCAGCUCAGGCGGGUGUACAACGGGCCCGCCGCGCUCGAGGACCUCGCCGUCGGCGCGGACCACGUCGCGGCGUACGACGAGGCCGCGCGGAGGAUACUAUGGUGGCGCGGCGGGGGGAGGUUCCCCGCGUACGUCGACGGGGGGUUCAGGUCGCUCGUCUCCGGCGACGGGUUCUCGUGUGCGGUGGAGACCAACUCCUCCGGGGCCGUCCGGUGCUGGGGUCCGCGCGGUAGUGCCGUGCAGACGGCCUUCGCGAACGCCUCCGCCGUGUCCUACCUCGCAGCGGGAGGGACCCGCGCCUGCGGUCUGGAGGCGUCCGGCGCCGUGCUCUGCUCGGGCUCCGGCUCGGCCAACUCCUCCGGCGCGGUGCCUCGCGAUCUCUACCUAUACGGGCUGGCCGUCGGCGACUCCCACGCGUGCGGACUCCGGCGGCCGAACCACACCGCCGUGUGCUGGAGCCUCGGGGGCCCCACGACCACCGUGUACUAUCCGGCGUACGGGACGGCGUUCGAGUUCCUCGUCGCCGACGGCAACCUCACGUGUGGCCUCGUCACCGCCGACUUCACCGUGCUGUGCUGGUCAUCCACGGAUCUCGUGGCGACGCAGGUGCCGUUGCAGGGGAUCCUCCCCGGCGUCUGCGUCCGCAACGAGAGCUCGUGCGCAUGCGACUACUUGCCGCAGUCGGAGCUGCUCUGCGCGGGCUCCGGCGGCGGCGUAAUCUGCGACAGGCUCUGCGACAUUUCGCCGCCACCUACGCCUAUUUCUCCCCCUCCGUCGUCGACUCCGCCGCCGGCACCAUCACGUAGGGGCGUGCCCAAAGGCUGGAUUGCGUUCGCCGUCGUCGGCGCGGUGGGCGCCUUCGCGGGCCUCUGCUCCAUCGUGUACUGUUUCGUCUUCGGCUUCUGCAGCAACAAGAGGGUGCACAACUCCGUGCAACCCAACAUCGCCAGUACCGCCGCCGCACCCGCCGCCGACGACGACAACAACAACAACAACGGCGGCGCCUCGAGCCCCUAUGGGUCGCCGAACGGGUCGCGGGCGCGCGGCCUCUUCCGGCGGCAGCUGUCGCGCGUCAUGACGCGGCAGCGCAGCGGGCCGUCGUCGUUCAAGGACCAAGCCGAGGAGUUCACGUUCGCGCAGCUGGAGGCGGCGACCAAAGGCUUCGCGUUGGAGGCCAAGAUCGGCGAGGGCAGCUUCGGCACGGUGUACCGCGGCAAGCUCCCUGACGGGCGCGAGGUGGCCAUCAAACGCGGCGAGUCAGGGCCACGCGCCCGCCGGUUUCAGGAGAAGGAGAGCGCAUUCCGGUCGGAGCUGGCCUUCCUGUCCCGCCUCCACCACAAACACCUCGUUGGCCUCGUCGGCUACUGCGAGGAGAACGAGGAGCGCCUGCUCGUGUACGAGUACAUGAAGAACGGCGCGCUGUACGACCACCUCCACCCCAAGUCCCCGCCUUCGCCGCCGUCCCCAGUGGCCUCGUCGUGGAAGCUGCGCAUCAAGAUCCUGCUGGACGCGUCCCGCGGAAUCGAGUACCUGCACUCGUACGCCGUGCCGCCCAUCAUCCACCGCGACAUCAAGUCGUCCAACAUCCUGCUCGACGGCGGGUGGACGGCGCGCGUCUCGGACUUCGGGCUCUCGCUGAUGGAUCCCGAGGCGGAGGAGGCGCAGGGGCACCUGACCGUGAAGGCCGCCGGCACGGUGGGGUACAUGGACCCGGAGUACUACGGCCUGCACCACCUGACCGUGAAGAGCGACGUGUACGGGUUCGGCGUGGUGACGCUGGAGGUGCUGACGGGGAAGCGCGCCAUCUUCAAGGAGGCCGAGGGCGGUAACCCCGUGAGCGUGGUGGACUACGCCGUGCCCAGCAUCGUGGCCGGGGAGCUCUGCAAGGUUCUUGACGCGCGCGCGCCUGAGCCCGCCGCGGACGAGGCCGAGGCCGUGGAGCUCGUCGCCUACACCGCGGUGCACUGUGUCCGGCUGGAGGGGAAGGACCGGCCGGCGAUGGCCGACAUCGUGGCCAACCUCGAGACCGCGUUUGCGCUCUGCGAGGGCAGCGCCGGCGACCGUGGUGGAGGCGGCUUUGGUAAUAGCUCGUCCAGCGCCAGCCUCUCCAUCACGUCCAUGGAUGACCGGGAGCAUUAGUUUGAUGAUUUUGCCCAUUGUUGUUAAUGUAAGUGUUGGAGAAUUGAAUUGUGUUCGUAUUCAUUGAUAACACCAGUAUAUAGAGAGUUUACAGGAGCGGCAAAA